UAAACGAGAUGUGUCUGCUGCCAAUUUCUCACUCCAUGAGGCCCACUGCUUGUGGUUUCUUACUGUCUGUCCAGAAUGUGAUGAACCAGUUGCCCAAAAGGAUAUGAAAGACCAUCAAACAGAAGCACACAAGCAGGUGAGGAAUGCUACACGUUCUUCAGGAUGUAAUCUUUGUCACCAAAGCAUGCAGCAAUACCAGCUGGAGCAUCAUGAGACCAAGGAAUGCCACAAAUGAGCAACAAAAUGCAAGAUCUGUGAGCUUGAAAUGCCCUUCAACAAGCUGCAGGAACACCUGAACACUUGUGCCAUCCGAACAGAGUGGUGUUGGGAGUGUAACAAAUGCAUCAUGUACAAAAACCAGAACAAACACAAAGAUUUUUGUCAGAACAGUGAUCUGUCCUAUCAUAAGGAUGUGAACUUUCAAACCAGUGAAGCAUCCCCUAAUGCAACAUUUAUUUGCCCCACUGGUAAGCAUGGGGCAAUCUGUCGGAAGUCCAAUAAGUCAUUCCCAGAUGACCAGUACUCCCAACAUCUGAAUACAUGCAGCACAGCCCAUAAGCUGACAAAAGUUCUUGCUGGCCAGUCAACUUCAAAACUCAGCAGUGAUCCACCACAGUCUUCUUCCUCCCUGGCUCCCUCUUCUUGCCCCAAGAAUGCAAUGGCAUGGAAAGAUGUCCGUCCCAAAGGGAAAGAAAGGCCAUUGACCUCCAAAACCUUGCUUAAACCCCCAAAGAACAAAAAGAUUGGCUUUCCCUCUCCCACAAGAGGUGGACUUUCCACAUCACCUCAAGCUCUUAAAGACACCCAGUCUUUUGACAUGCUGGUGACCUGUGCCCAUUGCAACAUUCUUCUGCUGCUUCCAACCCUUCGGAAACACGAGAUCAAAUGUCUGCGUUUGACAUCUUUGAAAAAUGCUGGGAUGAAACAAAAAUCAAGCCAUGGA
Fulmarus glacialis (Northern fulmar) is the source of this 943-nucleotide messenger RNA. It is a transcript of the gene XAF1, whose product is annotated as XIAP associated factor 1. Gene Ontology annotation, biological process: apoptotic process. Lineage: Eukaryota; Metazoa; Chordata; Aves; Procellariiformes; Procellariidae. The record is from RefSeq and is a predicted model, not a curated record. The transcript has 6 exons. The annotation marks the transcript as partial.